Molecule: messenger RNA, 3907 nt
Organism: Nyctereutes procyonoides (raccoon dog)
Lineage: Eukaryota; Metazoa; Chordata; Mammalia; Carnivora; Canidae
Gene: PCDH18
Product: protocadherin 18
Exons: 4
Coding region: 39-3422 (1127 amino acids)
Biological process (GO): homophilic cell-cell adhesion
Cellular component (GO): plasma membrane
Molecular function (GO): calcium ion binding
Source: RefSeq, a predicted model, not a curated record
CCCCCGCGGCCCCCGGGCCAGGCGCCCCCGCCGCGACCAUGCGCUGCCGGCUGCUGUGCGCCCUGCUCGCCGCGUCGCUGGGCUGCGCCGUCCUGGGCCGCAACCUCCGGUACCGCAUCUACGAGGAGCAGCGGGUGGGCUCGGUGGUGGCGCGGCUGUCGGAGGACGCGGCCGAGGCGCUGCGGGGGCUGCCCGGCGCGGCCGUGCGCUUCCGGGCCAUGCAGCGGGGCAGCGCGCCCCUGCUGCGGGUGGACGAGGACACGGGCGAGGUCCGCGUGGGCGCGCCCAUCGACCGCGAGCAGCUGUGCGCGCGGAACCUCAACUGCUGCAUCGAGUUCGACGUGAUCACGCUCCCCACCGAGCACCUGCAGCUGUUCCACAUCGAGGUGGAGGUGCUGGACAUCAACGACAACGCCCCGCAGUUCGCGCGGCCCGUCAUCCCCAUCGAGAUCUCGGAGAGCGCGGCCGUGGGGACGCGCAUCCCGCUGGACGGCGCCUCGGACCCGGACGUGGGCGACAACGCCCUGCACACCUACUCGCUGUCCGCCAACGACUUCUUCGCCAUCGAGGUGCGGACCCGCACGGAUGGGGCCAAGUACGCGGAGCUCAUCGUGGUGCGGGAGCUGGACCGGGAGCUGCGCUCCAGCUACGAGCUCCUGCUCACGGCCUCCGACCUGGGGGUGCCCCAGAGGUCCGGCUCCUCCGUGCUCAAGAUCAGCAUCUCGGACUCCAACGACAACAGCCCGGCCUUCGGGCAGCCCUCCUACGUGAUCCAGCUCCCGGAGGACGCCCCGGUGGGCACGCUGCUCCUGGACCUCAACGCCACCGAUCCAGACGAGGGCGCCAACGGGAAGGUGGUCUACGCCUUCAGCAGCCAUGUGUCCCCCAGAAUCCUAGAGACUUUCAAGAUCGACUCAGAAACGGGGCGACUGACUCUCUUCAGGCAAGUGGACUACGAAGUCACCAAAUCCUACGAGAUCGACGUCCAGGCCCAAGACCUGGGCCCCAACUCCAUCCCAGCGCACUGCAAGAUCAUCAUCAAGGUGGUGGACGUCAACGACAACAGGCCGGACAUUAACAUCAACCUCAUGUCCCCCGGGAAAGAGGAAAUAUCCUACGUCUUUGAAGGGGACCCCGUUGACACGUUCGUGGCCCUGGUCAGGGUUCAGGACAAGGAUUCCGGGCCCAACGGGGAGAUCGUGUGCAGGCUUCACGGUCACGGCCACUUUAAACUUCAGAAGACUUACGAGAACAACUAUCUGAUCUUGACCAACGCCACGCUGGACCGAGAGAAGAGGUCCGAGUACAGCCUGACAGUCAUCGCCGAGGACAAGGGGACGCCCAGCCUGUCCACGGUGAAGCAUUUCACCGUUCAGAUCAAUGACAUAAACGACAACCCACCGCGCUUCCAGAGGAGUCGGUACGAAUUUGCCAUCUCGGAGAACAACUCGCCAGGGGCCUACAUCACCACCGUCACAGCCACGGACCCCGACCUGGGAGAAAACGGGCAGGUGACCUACACCAUCCUGGAGAGUCUUAUCCUGGGAAGCUCCAUAACGACCUACGUGACCAUCGACCCAUCCAAUGGAGCCAUCUACGCCCUCAGAAUCUUCGAUCACGAGGAGGUGAGUCAGAUCCCUUUCGUGGUCGAAGCGAGAGAUGGAGGAAGCCCAAAGCAACUGGCAAGCAACACCACAGUCGUGCUCACCGUCGUCGAUGAGAACGACAACGUCCCCGUGGUUAUAGGGCCCGCGCUGCGCAACGGCACUGCGGAAAUCUCCAUACCCAAGGGGGCCGACAGUGGCUUCCACGUCACAAGGAUCAGGGCAAUUGACAGAGACUCUGGGGUGAAUGCUGAGCUCAGUUGCUCCAUAGUAGCAGGCAACGAGGAGAACAUCUUCCUAAUUGACCCACGGUCAUGCGACAUCCACACCAACGUGAGCAUGGAGUCGGUUCCCCACACGGAGUGGGAGCUCGCCGUCGUCAUCCAGGACAAGGGCAGUCCUCAGCUGCACACCAGAGUCCUCCUGAAGUGCGUGAUCUUUGAGGACGCCGAGUCCGUGACCAGUACAGCAAUGACCUCAGUAAGCCAGGCGUCUCUGGAUGUCUCCAUGAUUAUAAUUAUCUCCCUGGGAGCAAUUUGUGCCGUGCUGUUGGUCAUCAUGGUGCUGUUUGCAACUCGGUGUAACCGAGAAAAGAAGGACACUAGAUCCUACAACUGCAGGGUAGCGGAGUCCACUUACCAGCACCACCCGAAGAGGCCAUCCAGGCAGAUUCACAAAGGGGACAUUACGCUGGUGCCUACCAUGAAUGGCACUCUGCCCAUCAGGUCUCAUCACAGGUCAUCUCCGUCUUCCUCUCCAACCUUGGAGAGAGGCCAGAUGGGCAGCCGGCAGAGUCACCACAGUCACCAGUCCCUCAACAGUUUGGUGACCAUCUCGUCCAACCACGUGCCAGAGAAUUUCUCCCUAGAGCUCACCCAUGCCACUCCGGCUGUUGAGCAGGUCUCCCAGCUUCUCUCAAUGCUCCACCAGGGGCAAUAUCAGCCAAGGCCAAGCUUUCGAGGCAACAAAUAUUCCAGGAGCUAUAGGUACGCCCUCCAAGAUAUGGACAAAUUUAGCUUGAAAGACAGUGGCCGUGGUGACAGUGAAGCAGGAGACAGUGAUUAUGAUUUGGGGCGAGAUUCACCAAUUGACAGGCUGCUGGGUGAAGGAUUCAGUGACCUGUUUCUUACAGAUGGAAGAAUUCCGGCAGCGAUGAGGCUUUGCACGGAGGAGUGCAGGGUCCUGGGACACUCUGACCAGUGUUGGAUGCCACCGCUGCCCUCGCCGUCCUCCGACUAUAGGAGUAACAUGUUCAUUCCGGGGGAGGACUUCCCAGCACAGCCCCAGCAGCAGCAUCCGCACCCGAGUCUGGAGGAGGACACCUCGCCUGCAGAUUCUGGUGAGAAGAAGAAGAGUUUUUCCACCUUUGGGAAGGACUCCCCAAACGAGGAGGACUCCGGGGACACCAGCACAUCCUCUCUGCUCUCGGAGAUGAGCAGUGUGUUCCAGCGCCUCUUGCCCCCUUCCCUGGACACCUAUCCCGAGGGUGGUGAGGUGGACCGGUCCAACUCUCUGGAACGUCGGAAGGGACCCCUGCCAGCCAAGACGGUGGGUUACCCCCAAGGUGUGGCCGCCUGGGCGGCCAGUACCCAUUUCCAAAAUCCCACCAACAGCUCUGGUCCCCCCCUUGGGACCCACUCCAGCGUGCAGCCUUCUUCGAAGUGGCUGCCGGCCAUGGAGGAGAUCCCCGAGAAUUAUGAAGAAGAUGACUUUGACAAUGUGCUCAAUCAUCUCAACGAUGGGAAGCACGAACUCAUGGAUGCCAGCGAGCUGGUGGCUGAGAUUAACAAACUGCUCCAGGACGUCCGCCAGAGCUAGGAGACGAUGCUGGCCACGCAUUUUUGUUUCCAUAUCUGUGGAAAUAGGGGACAGAGAAAGCCCCUGAAAGAACUGGCAUUGCCAAAUAAUUGCAUUUAUCAUAAAUGUGUCUGUGUAUAUUGAAUAUGAAAUACUGUAUUUUCGUAUGUACACAAUGCAAGUGUGAUUAUUUUAAUCUGUAUUUUAAAAAUACAUUUGUACCUUAUAUUUAUGUGUAAUUUAACAGACAAAUUUUAUUUUUUUACUCCCAUGAGAAACAUGUCUUUCCUAAUCACAUAGAAACUAGCCACUGUUCAAAUGUGAUCAUGCCAGUCAACCACAAAGUGUAAGGGCACUGUGUAGAUCAGUGACGUUGGGGAAGACGUUGCCAUGCUGUCGGAACAACCCCACUAAAACGUUAUACAGUCCUUAGUUUCGUUAAGUGAUCCAGUUUCUUUUCUCGAUACUUAAAAAAAAAAAAAAAAAAAAAAAAAAAAAAAAAGAAA